AUGAGUCUUCCCAGCAAGCACCUGGAAGAGCUCCGUCAGGAUGCUGAGCGACUCGCCGACCAGCUGCUACGCUCCAGCAGCAGAGAUGAGGCCCUGCAGAUUGCCAUCCAAGCGGUAGAGACUUCGAUGAAGGCGUUGCGGCUGGUGUCCGACCCCAGCGAGAAGGCCAAGUAUACCGCCAGAGCCCAGGUGUUGAUGCGGGAAGCAGAGGAGAUCAAGAAGAGUACGGACUGGCGGAGAAUCAUUCCACAGAGCUCUAUCGUGCGCAGUGCGGCUCCCCGUCCGUCUGUCAUCGCAAAGCCUCUCAAGGAGCCUGUCAAUUCGCGAGAAUUACCGAAGAGAGAGCAAAUCAUCAAGCUCAAAGCCGGCUGGCUCAAUGGAGUCAAGUUUCCCGAAUGGUCCGGGCCUCCAGAUGCGAGCGAGUUCCAACUCAAAGACGGUGAGAAUCUAUUCGUGUAGGUCUUCUUCUUUCCACAUUCCGCUUCCCGCUAAUUUCGACUCCAACAAGAGACGAAUCCUCUGAACUGCCACUAUCCGACUUUCAGGCAGAGGUCUUAGACGGCUGGAAACGGCCCAUCGACGCUUUACCGCCCCCGCUCUGGUUUCCUGGCGACCGCACGAAUGUAGGGCCUGUCAUGCACACCCAUCGAGAUGUCGAUCUGGUACAGGAUGCCGCGACUGAUUGCUCGGUGGUUGCUUCUCUUUGCGCUGGCCUGGCUCGAGCUCAGCGCGGCCACACGAGCAUCUUGUCCUCAACCCUCUAUCCCUACGAUUUCGAAAACCGGCGACCACAGAUCUCGAAGAACGGAAAGUACAUCGUCCGGCUAAACUUCAACGGCUGCUUUCGGAAGGUUGUUAUCGAUGAUCGGAUACCCACCACUUCGACAACUCGAGUCAUACACGUGGUGGACCGGAAUACGCCGGGAUUAUUGUGGCCUGCAUUACUGGAAAAGGCAUAUCUCAAAGUCAGAGGUGGAUAUGACUUUCCCGGCAGCAAUAGCGCCACAGAUUUGUGGAUUCUGUCAGGGUGGAUUCCAGAACAGGUGUUUCUGCAAUCAGACGAGAUGGAGCCGGAUCGAUUCUGGAAGCGGAUUCUGAAUGGAUUCUCCUAUGGCGACGUGCUAAUCACCCUGGGUACCGGCAAGAUGUCUAGUAAGACAGAGCGGGCCAUUGGACUUGCCGGAGAGCACGACUAUGCCGUGCUGGAUGUGAGAGAAGUGGAAGGUCAAAGGCUGCUUCUGAUCAAGAAUCCAUGGGUGGAGGGCACAAGUUGGCGUGGAAGGUUCAAAUCCGCGCCGAAAGCAAGCAAAAGUAAUUCAAAUCAGGACGAUUUACUGAUCCAGCUGGAUGAUGAGGAGCCGGUGGGGUCGCCGAGAGAUCUCCUCAAUGUCAACGAUCAACUCACGCCGGGAACAUUCUGGAUGGAUCUGGAUAACGUACUCCAACACUUUGAGUCGAUUUACCUAAAUUGGAAUCCUGGCCUGUUUGCUCACAGACAGGACAUUCACUUUGCGUGGAAUCUGUCAGUAGCGGAAGGUAGCGUCAAGAGGAACUGUGGGACGCACGCAAGUUUUCGGCACAAUCCGCAGUAUACAAUUUCAACAUCCAAGAAAGAACCAGUAUGGCUUCUGCUGUGGAGGCACUUCAGGAACUCCGUUCCGCAGGACGCGCUCCCUGAAGACAUGGAAGGCGGGCGCCAGUUCAUCGACUUGAAUGGUCACAUUACGUUGAUCGUCUUCUCAUCGAAAGGACGCAGAGUGCUUCUGUCUGAGCGACAUCUGCAAAAGGGGUGGUUCGUGGACAGCCCGCAGACCAUUCUCCAGCUGGAGGACUGCGAGCCCGGCGAGGUGUAUACUGUUGUCCCACUCGAGCAAGGUCUGCCGGCAGAUGAGCACCAUUUCACAAUCUCGGCGUUCAGCAGCUCGCCGAUUAGGCUUUCCGAAGCAGCUCCACGUCACGAAUAUGCUACAGAGAUUGCUGGGUCGUGGACGAAAGAGACGGCGGGCGGCAAUGCACAGCAGCCGACGUAUUGCGAUAACCCACAGUUUGCCAUGACAGUACCACACAAGAGCAGCAUCAGCCUGUUGCUGGAGACGAGCAAUCAGCAGUUGAAUGUGCAUGUCAAGCUGCUCCACAGUAAUGGCAAGCGGAUGUUCCGCGUCCAUCGUAAGGACAUUAUCGUGGACAGCAAAGAAUAUCGGCCCAACUGCUGUCUCGCGGAGUAUGAAGAGCUGGAUGCGGGGCAGUAUACCAUCAUCUGCAGUACGUUCGAGCCUGCACAACUGGGACACUUCACGCUGCGGGGCGAGUCUUCGCAGCCCGUCAGUGUAUCGCAGCUGCCUCGUGAGGGUGCCGGAAGGAUCCGAUACGAACUCAGCGCUGCUGCUUUCAAGAGUGGAGAGAGCAAGAUUGCUGCGCCGAUGCUGCCGAAACGACUGGUCAAUCUCUACGCAAUCGCACGACAUGCGGACGCACAGCGCUCGAAUGGAGUGGUAUCUCGCAGAUCCAACCAUUCACAUAUCCGAUUGAGCAUUGAAUUUGGGAGAGGGCCUCAACGGCGUAUCCCCAUCGCAUCGAAUGGCGGAGAGUACUCGGAUAGUGCCGGUGCUGUCCGGACGGAACCAAUCGAUCUCAGUCAGGAGCAUUACCGUCGAUAUGGAUAUCGGGACUGCUGGAUCGUGCUGGACCGGAUGUACGUGAGUUCGGAGUCGCAGGAUGAGAGAUUCUCGGUGGAGUUGUUUGUUGAUCAACCCGAUGCUAUUGAGGUGGGCGUUUGGAGGGCCUGGGAGGACUGA
Messenger RNA from Lecanosticta acicola, 2795 nucleotides. NCBI's taxonomy places the organism in Eukaryota, Fungi, Ascomycota, Dothideomycetes, Mycosphaerellales, Mycosphaerellaceae. The record is from the annotation of a GenBank genome assembly.